Odocoileus virginianus texanus is the source of this 6789-nucleotide messenger RNA. NCBI's taxonomy places the organism in Eukaryota, Metazoa, Chordata, Mammalia, Artiodactyla, Cervidae. The record is from RefSeq and is a predicted model, not a curated record.
GCAUCCAUAUAUGGACACAGAGUCUCAGAAAUAGAUGAAAUGUUUGAAGCCAGGAAAAUGAUUGGCAUUUGUCCACAGCUAGACAUACACUUUGACGUCCUGACGGUAGAGGAAAACUUGUCCAUUUUGGCGUCUGUCAAAGGAAUACCAGGCAACGAUGUCAUACAGGAAGUGCAGAGAGUCUUACUGGAUUUAGACAUGCAGGCUAUCAAAGAUAAUCAGGCUAAAAAGUUAAGUGGUGGCCAAAAAAGAAAACUGUCUUUAGGAAUUGCUGUUCUCGGGAACCCAAAGGUGCUGUUGUUGGACGAGCCAACAGCUGGAAUGGAUCCGUGUUCUCGUCAUAUUGUCUGGAAUCUUCUGAAAUACAGAAAAGCGAACCGGGUGACGGUGUUUAGUACUCACUUCAUGGAUGAAGCCGACAUUCUCGCUGAUAGGAAGGCUGUCAUAUCACAAGGAAUGUUAAAAUGUGUUGGUUCUUCACUUUUUCUCAAAAGCAAAUGGGGAAUUGGCUACCGGCUGAGCAUGUGCAUAGACAGAUCCUGUGCCGCAGAAUCUCUUUCUUCUCUGGUCAAACAACACGUCCCUGCGGCCACUUUGUUGCAACAGAACGAGCAGCAGCUUGUGUUCAGCUUGCCUUUCAAGGACGUGGGCAGAUUUCCAGGCUUAUUUUCUGCUCUAGACACUCAUUCAAACUUAGGUGUUAUUUCUUAUGGUGUCUCCAUGACAACUUUGGAAGAUGUAUUCUUAAAGCUAGAAGUUGAAGCAGAAAUUGACCAAGCAGAUUACAGCGUGUUUUCUCAGCAGCCGCAGGAGGAAGAGUUGGAUUCAAAAUCCUCCGACGAGAUGGAGCAGAGCUUGCUUAUUCUCUCCGAAAGCAAGGCUGCCCUGGUGAGCACCAACGGCCUCUGGAGGCAGCAGGUGUCCACCGUCGCCAGGCUUCACUUGCUCAACCUGAGACGCGAAAGCAAGUCCCUGAGAUCUGUGUUGCUUCUACUUUUAAUUUUUUUCACAGUUCAGAUUUUCAUGUUUUUGGUGCAUCACUCUUUGAAAAAUGCCGUGGUUCCCAUCAGACUUGUUCCAGACUUAUACUUCCUUAAACCUGGAGAUCAACCCGAUAAAUACAGAACCAGUCUGCUCCUUCAGAACUCCACUGACUCGGACAUCAGUGACCUUCUUGGCUUUCUCACAAAUCAGAACAUAAUGGUGACGAUGUUUACUGACAGCGACUACAUGUCCGCUGCGCCCCACAGCGCAGCUCUGAACGUGACGCGGGCAGAAAAGGACUAUGUUUUUACUGCUGUUUUCAACAGUACUAUGGUUUACUCUUUACCCGUGUUAAUGAAUAUCAUUAGUAACUACUAUCUUUAUCAUUCAAACGUCACUGAAAGCAUCCAGGUUUGGAAUACCCCAUUCUUUCAGGAAAUCACGGACAUUGUUUUCAAAAUCGAGCUGUACUUCCAAGCAGCUUUACUUGGGGUUAUUGUUACCGCAAUGCCUCCUUACUUCGCCAUGGAAAAUGCAGAGAAUCACAAGACCAAAGCUUAUACUCAGCUUAAACUCUCAGGUCUCUUGCCUUCUGCAUAUUGGCUCGGACAGGCUGUUGUUGACAUCCCCUUAUUCUUUGUGGUCCUUACUUUGAUGUUAGGCAGUUUGUUUGCAUUUCAUUAUGGAUUAUAUUUUUAUGCUGUCAAGUUUCUUUCUGUGGUUUUUUGCCUUAUUGGUUACGUUCCAUCAGUUAUUCUGUUUACCUACAUUACUUCUUUCACCUUUAAAAAAAUUGUAAAUACCAAAGAAUUUUGGUCAUUUAUCUAUUCUGUGACAGCAUUGGCUUGCAUUGCAGUCACUGAAAUAACUUACUUCAUGGGAAACACAGCAACAAUUAUUCUUCAUUAUAUCUUUUGCAUUACCAUCCCAAUCUAUCCACUUCUAGGUUGCCUGAUUGGUUUCAUAAAGAUCACUUGGAAGAAUCUUCAGAGAAAUGAGGACACCUACGAUCCGUGGGACAGCCUUCUGGUGGCUGUUGUAUCGCCUUACCUGCACUGCGUGCUGUGGGUUUUUCUCCUGCGGUCCUGCGAGAAAAAAUAUGGUGGCAGAUCGUUAAGGAAGGAUCCCUUUUUCAGGACUCUUUCAACAAAGUCCAAACACAAAAAGUUUUCAGAACCACCCAACAAUGAGGAUGAAGAUGAAGAUGUCAAAGCUGAAAGGCUAAAGGUCAAAGAGCUGAUGAGCUGUCAGUGUUGCGAGGAGAAACCAGCCAUUAUGGUCAAUAAUCUGCACAAAGAAUAUGAAGACAAGAAAGAUUUUCUUCCUACAAGAAAAGUAAAGAAAGUGGCAAAUAAAUAUGUCUCCUUCUGUGUGAAAAAAGGAGAGAUCUUGGGACUGUUGGGUCCGAAUGGCGCAGGCAAAAGCACGAUUAUUAACAUCCUGGUUGGUGACAUUGAGCCGACUUCAGGCCAGGUCUUCCUAGGAGACUACUCUUCACACCCAGCUGAAGAAGACGACUCUGGGAGGUGUAUGGGCUACUGUCCCCAGAUCAACCCCCUCUGGCCGGACAUCACCCUGCAGGAGCACCUCCAGAUCUACGGAGCCGUCAAAGGGCUGAGAGCCAGUGACGUGCUGGAGGUCACGGAUCGAAUAACAAACGCCCUUGAUCUAAAGGAACACCUCCAGAAAACCGUCAAGAAACUUCCCGCAGGAAUCAAGCGCAAGCUGUGCUUCGCCCUGAGCAUGCUGGGCAGCCCCCCGGUCACGCUGCUGGACGAGCCGUCCACAGGUAUGGAUCCCAAAGCCAAACAGCACAUGUGGAGAGCAAUUAGAACCGCGUUCAAAAACCGGAAGCGCGCCGCCAUCCUGACCACGCACUACAUGGAGGAGGCGGAGGCCGUCUGCGACCGCGUGGCCAUCCUGGUGUCCGGGCGGCUGAGGUGUAUUGGGACAGUCCAGCAUCUGAAGAGUAAAUUUGGAAAAGGAUACUUUUUGGAAAUCAAAUUAAAGGAUUGGAUAGAAGACCUGGAAGUAGACCGUCUUCAAAGAGAAAUUCAGUGUAUUUUCCCAAAUGCUAGCCGUCAGGAAAGUUUUUCUACUAUUCUGGCUUAUAAAAUUCCUAAGGAAGACGUUCAGUCCCUUUCACAAUCUUUUUCUAAGCUGGAAGAAGUUAAACAUACAUUCGCCAUUGAAGAGUACAGCUUUUCUCAAGCAACGUUGGAACAGGUUUUUGUGGAGCUCACGAAAGAACAAGAGGAGGAAGACAACAGCUGUGGCACCUUCAACAGCACACUCUGGUGGGAAAGAACACAAGAGGACAGAGUCGUGUUUUGAAUUCAUGCUGCUUGCCCCGCUUCCCGCGUUUCUUUCUUUUACGAUUUAGUUUUGGUGUAACAGUUUACAGCUUGAACAAUAAUUGAAGAGCCGAGAAAGCACUUGGGGUUUUCCUGACGCCCUGCAUUGAAAUGCCAUCAGUUGUGUCUCGCUUUUCUUCAAAUAAAACUUGCGCCCAGCAGCGUGAGCCUGCAUGUUGGCAUCUGCAGUGUGUUGUGCUGGAGUCUGUAGGUGAGCUUGACUAUGUCCUUGUUCACUUUUCAGAAGCAGUGCUUGUGAAUUUGUGGUUUGAAGACAUAGUGAGAGAAUCAUUUUGAGCAGCUAUCUGUAAGUUUAUACCAUCUAGUUACAUAAGUAUGUAAUGCCCCAAUCUAAAUAAGAAGACAAAUACAUGGAACAGAGACAUAAAGCAAAAGCCCGCUUCUCCUUUUUAUUUUCUAAAAGAAACUGGAAGUUGGCCUGCUAAAAAGCUAAACACUGGACAGGCUCCUGGCAGAGAGAGGUUUGCAGGCUGUGACAUUCACUGGGUAAGAUGCAUUAGCCAAAAUAACUGAAAGGAGACCUUGUUCUAUUAGGCGAUUGUAGACAUAAGUAACUCAGGUACAGUUCUUUUGCUUACGGUAAAAUUCAGAGAUGUUUCAGUUAUUGUGGAGGACUGAGUCUAGAAUCUUAGGAUGUAACAAUCUGACUCUUCGGUGGUUUGGGGCUAGAAUGACAAACAUCUAUAGAGCUGCAAGAGUUAAUCUAUACCUUCCCUUCCACCCCGAUGGAAAAUGGAAAUCUUUUGUCCUCUUCAUUACAAAGAAGAUGUUUUAUUCUAUAAAUGAACUUUAUUAUUUGAAUAUCUCUCCUUUGUAGAGUUUUAAAUAUAUCACUGUGAAUUUAGUUAUUCACCUCAGAUUCACUUUGGAAUAUGGUGGAACAUAGAUAAACUUGUGGUCAUUAAAUUAAGGAAAAGUAAAUUCUACACAAUUCUCUUUAGUAAGAAACCAGUUUCCUUCCAUGACAGAGUUGGAGAUUUUGGUUAAGGUAUCCAUCCAUACAAAUACUUCUGUGUAGACCCCGUGUGUGGACUGUAGGGCUGUAACAUAAAUCAUCCUGUGCUGUGAGCUCAGUCGUGUCCGACUCUCUACGCCCCCCUGGACUGUUGCCCGCCAGGCUCCCCGUCCAUGGGCUUUUCCAGGUAAGGACACUGGAGUGGGCUGCCGUGCCCUCCCCCAGGGAAUCGAACCACCCAGGGGUCAAACCUGGGUCUCUUGUGUCUCCUGGAUUGUCAGGAGUGUUCUUUACCACUGUGCCACCUGGGAAGCCGCAGUUCAUAUUGUAUCUCAACCAGAUGAAUGAAAAUGACCAACUUGGGGAAAACAAAUAUAUUAGGGGUGUGAUUAUACUGUGUGACAGAGAGCCUUAGAGAACAGCAGGCACAACAGAAGGGUUUGGUACCAAGUUUCUCUAAAGAUGCAAACCCUCUGAUGAGGCUGUUACCUCAGGUGGUGAACCUGAACUUCUUGCUGUGCUGUGCGCUCAGACGGCCGGGAGUCGGGAGUCCUUUCUCGGCCUCCACAAGGGGCACGGCUGGCCUUUCCCUCUGCUGCCCUGCCACAUUCCUAAGGAUCCAGGCGCCUUGCCUGGUGUCUCAGGCCUGCCUUCUAACUGAACAAGCUGUCUCAGGGCCUCCGGGCAUCUGCAACCCGCAUCAAAGUUAUUUCUCCUCGUAGCAUUCAGUUGGCACUAGAGUCUGACCUCUUGUUACCACGGCACUCGCCUCCCUCUACAGACCUUUGGUUCUGCACCUGAGAAUCUCACUGUUAGAAUCUUUAGUAAAAGCUGCCACUUUUCAGUUGUAGCACUGCAUGAUGAAUACAAGUCCAGAAACAUUUGAGGGAAAAUCUUUCCCUUUAUAGAUGAAUUAAUAAGCAACACACUGUACUUUCUAAGCAAGUCAUGGCAAAUUGGUUGCUGUAAAUUUAAAGAGAUAUCUUUUAGUGUCUCAUAUUAACAUAACACCUGGGGCUUCUCUUUGGGGAUACGAUUUUCAGCUGUGCUCACUGAUCAUAAUUCGCAUUUAUCAGGUUCAUUAUUGUACUGUUACUGUGCUCUUGUAAGCAUUUUUUUUUAAAAACUCAUCAGAAGUAUGGUUUAACUACUACUUAGGAAAAGCAGGGUGAGCCCAGCAGGAAGAAAAGGACACAGCAAGUCAAAUACGGACUUUAUCUUUACUGACUGUGCAGUUCAAAUGUCUUAAAUUAUAACCUCAAAGCCUUUUUUUGUAUCCAUGCAAAUAAAUAUAUAUAUUAGGAAGAAGCUAGGAAAAAAACCAUACCCCCUGGCUUAUGUUUUCCAUCCACAGUCAGAUUUUAACAGUCACGGUUGGACUUCACGGAGUGGCGGUGGUCAGUGACCAGCAUGGCAAACGUCCGUCUACAGCCUCAGGAAGGAGAUGGGAGAAGCAGAGAGAUGAGCAGACUUCACACUGUCCCUUCCUGAGCCUCUUUAUCUUUUUGGCCAGUUUGUUCUCAGUAAAAGUCUGCAGGUUUCCCUAAAAGACUUCUUUCCUUUAAAUUGCCCCAAACUAUCUAAAAUCAGCAUUUUUAUCAUUUAAAUGUUUUUAGAGUAAUUCCACCGACAUUUUCAUGAUCAAGUUUCAAGCGGUGGGUCUUUGGAUAAAACCGUCACUAUUCUCUUUGGCCUUGUAGGAUCUUACAGUGUAGUAGGGGGAUGUUAGAAACGUGGGUUAUUCAGCACUCAGUCACGUCCGACUCUGACCCCAUGAGUGCAGCCCAGCAGGCUGCUCUGUCCGUGGGAUCUCCCGGGCGAGAACACUGGAGUCGGUUGCCUUUCCUUCUGCAGGGGACCUUCCCGACCCAGGGAUGGAGCCUGCAUCUCCAGCAGAGGUAGGCCUGUUCUUCACCACUGAGCCCCAGAGAAGCCCCCACAUACUUGGGUCCUAACUCUAAUACGAUGUGAUGAUGCUUUGCUGGCUGUACAAACGAUAUUUUAUUGGGGCGCAGUUCUACUGAGGGUUAGUGGUGUCCUGCGUUUAUUGUUCCAUUGGCUACAUAUUUUCUUCUGAUUGUACUAAGAAUCUGACAAAACAUUAUGCUGUAUUUUUUUGUAAUGCAUUAAUAGAUGUUCAUCUUUUAAAAAUAGAAAUGCUUCUAAUGUAUUUGUAAUAUUGCUAAAUGAUUUUUCAUUUUCUUUCCUGAAAGAACAUGUUACAUAAAAUGAAAAAAAUCUAUUCUCAGGUGAAUAAUUUUUAUAUCAGCUAUUCUUAUAAGGUAAAAGUUUACUUAUUUUUUAUUCAUAAUGCAUUACAUGUAAUUAAUUCUCAAUGCACCCAUUUAAGAAAAGUAAAUAUUAUAGUAUUAGUAAUAAGCUUUAAGAACUGAAAAUUUAGCACAACUUUUCAUUUUGUACAAAAUGGAUACUUUGUUACUUAGUAUGUAUUAAAAAUGAAGGAAAAACCUGGCA